CCCCUUCUAUCCUUUUUAUCUGGGGAUUCAGAGCAGGCAGAUCACUAUGGGACACCAAGCAUAGGUGACAAUGUGUUACCGCUGAUGUUCCGUUAAACGAGACUCAGAUAUUUCUUGUUUCCGUAGUUUAGCCUAACUGGGAGGCAAAAUGUUUCUCAGUUUUAGUUGGUUCUGCUGUGUGGCACUGGCUGGGCUGCCUUUGGCAUGGGCUUCUUGCAUUUCUCAGUGCAGCUGUUUCUAUCAUAAUCUCAGUGAUGGAUCUAAAGCUAGGAGUGUUCUUUGCAACGAUCCAGAAAUAUCAUCAGUUCCGGCAAACUUCCCAGCAGACACUUCCAAACUGCGCAUCGAGAAGACAGCGAUAAGGAGGAUCCCGAGCGAAGCCUUCCAUUACCUGUCCAACUUGGAGUUUCUCUGGAUGUCUUUUAAUUCCUUGUCUACCAUCAAUGUGGAUAGCUUUCGCGGGCUUUACAGCUUGGAUGAGCUGAGACUGGAUGGCAACGAACUCACUUCUUUCCCAUGGGAAUCUCUUAUUGAUAUGCCAAAUUUGAGACUGCUCGACUUGCACAACAAUCAACUGACGGCGGUGCCGGCGGAGGCCAUGGUGUACAUGAAGAACGUCACCUAUUUGGACUUAUCAAGCAAUAAUCUGGUGACUGUGCCCUCGGAGGUCCUCGCCGCUUGGCUCAGCGUGAAACCCAGUCAAGGAGCAUACAGCGAAAGCUCAAAGAUGAUUCUAGGUUUACAUGAUAAUCCCUGGUACUGUGACUGCAGACUGUAUGACCUUGUGCAUUUCCUGAAGUCUCCCUCAUCCUCACUAGCAUUUAUUGAUGGCAGAUUAAGAUGUUCUGACCCGGAAAGUCUAUCUGGAGUUCUUUUUAAUGAAGUUGAACUAAGAAAGUGUCAGAUUCCCACAGUGCAUACGGCAGUAGCAAGGGUCCGCAGUGCUGUGGGUAACAAUGUGAUGCUGCGUUGUGGCACCAUUGGUGUUCCAAUCCCAGACCUCACCUGGAAAAGAGUUGAUGGAAGACUACUCAACGGGACAGUACAACAAGAAAUCUCAAAAGAAGGAAUAAUUUGGUCGAUAUUAAAUGUGCCUGUGGUAUCUUACCGGGAUUCCGGCAAAUACAUCUGCAGAGCAACAAACUUCAUAGGCAGUGCUGAUGCUAUCAUUUCUCUUGUAAUAACAGACUUCAUAAAGCCUGAAAAUCAGACUAGUGUGUCUCCAAAAAGAACCCGGAGUAGGCGACCAAACGGAGUAGUAAAAGCUGCAUAUCAAGAAAAACUUGUGGCUCGAUAUGUUGUCCCAAUGACAACAACAGUGACGCCAAACAUCCAGAUAAAUGGCUAUAGUGACAAGUACCCUGACCUUGAAAAUUAUAGCCUAGCAAAUGGGCAAAUUUCAAACCCAGACAGAAGUAAUGGCCAACCUGAUGGAGACAAAACCAGUCUCAGCAACCUUGCUUCCAACACCUCAUCACUCCAACAGGAGCCAGAACGUGUGGUAAGGUCUGUAAAAGUGAUUGGGGACACGGAUCACACAGUUUCUUUGACAUGGAGAGCUCCUCAAGCAAAAAAUACCACUAUGUUCAGUGUACUCUAUGCAGUGUUUGGAGAGAGAGAAAUGCGCAGAAUUAAUGUUGAUCCAGGAAAGAACAGGAUAACCAUUGAUGGACUCAUGCCAAAGACAAAGUACAUUGCCUGUGUGUGCGUCAAAGGGCUGAUCCCCAAAAAAGAGCAGUGUGUAAUCUUCUCAACAGAUGAAGCUGCCAGUGCUAAUGGAACUCAAAAGCUCAUUAAUGUUGUUGUAAUCACUGUUGCCUGUGUAAUAGCUGUGCCCCUGACACUGAUUGUCUGCUGUGGGGCCUUGAAAAGGAGAUGCAAAAAGUUGUUUAGGAGAAAGGCAAAAGAUAUUCAAGACUCAUAUGUGACAUUUGAGACUUUGUCUCCAGGGCCUAAAGCAAAAGGUCUCGAGGGAGAAUAUCUGACACGGUCCAACCCCGAGGAGUCUAAUCGGCUUUUGUCAGCCAGGUCUAGCUUGGAUUCUGAAGCCACUGCUAAGAUUGAAGGGCAACCCAAUGAGUACUUCUGUUGACAUCUGUCAUCCUGUGUGAUAAAGAUUCAUUUUAUUUGCCCUCAUGGUGCUAAAGGUCACUUUGAUUUGACCAUUUAAAGGAUAAUUGGCACAAAUCUUGGAAUGACUGAGUCAGAAAAUUGCAUUGUAAAGACAUACGGUGGAAGAAAUUGACUAUGUCAAAAGGCAAAGGCAGCUUUGGAUUUCAGACAGGCAAAAAUCUUUUUCAAAUUAAUUGUGCAGUACUUUCAGACUAUUAGUUUGUAUACACUUGGGAAACUAAUGGCAUUACAACACUUUGCGGAACAUUUUCUUCAUGACAUGUUUAGAGGGAAAUGGAAUCUUUGACUUUUUCGCAGUUAAAACUUUUUGGAAAUUAGAUAUUCUAAAAAAUAAUUCAUAUAUAAUUUGUGUGUACUACGAUCAAUGAAAGCUAAAGAAAAUGCUGUUUUCAUUCUGAUAAAAUGCUUUGUAGAAGACAUUUAUUCAAGACACCUUAGCUGCAUUAUCAUAUGGAAACUAAUUAUGCAAUGCUUUUCUGUCGGGACCAAAUUGUAUCUAAAAUUUGACUCUAAUCAUUAACCUUAGACUUCUGUUUAAUGCACCAGAAAUGGGCAAAUGGUAGUCAAGCGAAGGUGUAAAAUAAUAUAGUAAUGAUAAGCAGCAAAAUUUGACUAUACUUGCCCAUAUAUUAUGUAUGCUGUAUAUGUCACUGAUGUAUAUGUACAUUAUAUGCUUGUACAUAUCUGUGUCUGUAUGUAUAUUUAUAUAUAAUGUAUAUUUAAAAUAUUAUAUGUACUGUAAAUAUACAGUAGGUGUUCAUAACCAUAUACAAACAGAGGUUUAUUUAUAUACUGUAUAUGCAGAAGGACUAGACUAAAUUGGGUGAAUUCUGCAUACUUUCACAAAACAAGUACUGGACUGUCACGUAUAGUGGAAGAUCAUUUAAAAAUGAGAGAAAGGGAAAAGAAAUAUUGAAAGUUAGAGUGCUAUAUAUUCAGCUGGGUAAAUGAUGACAUGGUGUACAAUGAAAGAACCAUAUUUGCAACCGUAGUAUUCAGUGUGGUCCUUAAAUGAUCAUUUCACAUUGAACAAUGACAUGCAGUUUGAGGUCUCUUUUGAUUCUUUAGUGUAUUUUGCUUGUGUAUAAGGGUUGAAGAACAAAAGGUCUGAUUCUUAUGAUGUCUGCACAAUAUACACACUUUGACUUAAUAUAUGCAAAGUGAAUUCAACAGCACACAAACGUUUAAACAUUAAAUGUUUUUAUUUUUCCAUUGAAUCAUGGUGUUAUUGGUGUCACUAUAUAAAGUAAAUGUAUUUUAUUCAUUUUAUUUCAAUACGAUUAAACAGUUUGACACACACAGAGCCUGGUGUUUAAAGUUGUUGAAUAAAGUAAUUCAUUUUUACUCACAUACAUCUCAAUCACCAGCAUCUUAAAUUAACUCAACAAAUUGCACAUAUGGUCACAUUCCAUUACUUUUGACAAAUGCAGCACCUUACAUUUAACUGCGAGUUACACCAUAAUAAAUGAAUACUCCUUAUAUUUUUAAAAGAGAAGGACCUUUUGUGACGUGGUGGUAUCUUUGUGCAGUAUGGAAGGGAAACAAAUAAUUAUGCAUUACAUUCUUAGUGGAAUUGCUACUAUAAAAUUGCAACAAGAUAUGAAAGUGCCAAACAAAUGAAAAUAUAAAAUGCUAAUAUUUUUCAAAGACUCUGUAAUACUAGAUAUGUAUUGUUUGAGUUAAUAUGGGUAUACAAUUCUUUGGUAUGCAUUUUCAGUAUUUUCCUAAAGGGAAUGAAAGUCAGUGGUUGUCUUUUUUUAAAAAAAGUUGUAAGUAAUUUUUAUUUCAAUUGAGUUAUAGAAAUUAAUAUGUAUACCUUUGGUAAUGUGAAUCUGAAACUAAAAGCAUUCUUUUCAUGUGCUGGUUUUAUUGUACAAUCAGAUGCUAUUCUGUACCAUUAAGGACCAUCACAAUCUCAUAAAUAAAAUGCAAGAAAGGAACCAUAAUUACCAUGAA
Erpetoichthys calabaricus (reedfish) is the source of this 4089-nucleotide messenger RNA. It is a transcript of the gene lrit1a, whose product is annotated as leucine-rich repeat, immunoglobulin-like and transmembrane domains 1a. Gene Ontology annotation, cellular component: endoplasmic reticulum membrane. The transcript is spliced from 4 exons. NCBI's taxonomy places the organism in Eukaryota, Metazoa, Chordata, Cladistia, Polypteriformes, Polypteridae. The coding region runs from base 149 to 2092 and encodes 647 amino acids. The record is from RefSeq and is a predicted model, not a curated record. Gene Ontology annotation, molecular function: protein binding.